Messenger RNA from Rosa rugosa (rugosa rose), 1380 nucleotides. RefSeq lists its product as uncharacterized. Bases 1 to 1380 code for a protein of 459 amino acids. The transcript is spliced from 4 exons. The record is from RefSeq and is a predicted model, not a curated record. NCBI's taxonomy places the organism in Eukaryota, Viridiplantae, Streptophyta, Magnoliopsida, Rosales, Rosaceae.
AUGAAUGAGGAGUUGAGUAGGGAGGUUUUUGAAGAGGAGGUUUGGAGGGCAUUUAAGCAAAUGCAGCUUUCAAAGGCGCCGGGGCCAGAUGGAUUUGUACCUUGCUUCUAUCAACAAUUCUGGAGUAUAGUGGGAGGAGACGUAGUUGCUGCUGUAAGGAGUUUUCUGAGGUCCAGGGAGGUAUUAAAGCAGAUUAAUGACACUUAUGUCACUUUGAUCCCCGAGGUGAAGGAACCGAAACAGAUGACUCCUUUAUAUUUUUUCAGGGUAGAUAAGCUGGAGUAUAUGGAGGUGAAGAAGAUUCUGGAGACCUAUGCUAGGGCAUCGGGACAACAAAUAUAUUUCCAAAAGAAUUGCUUCUCUUUUAGUCAAAACAUGCCCUUAUGUGUCCCGUAUGACCUUGCAGAUUGUUUGGGGGUUCAGUGGGUAGCAAAACACGACAAAUACCUAGGACUACCUACGGAGUUGAGUUACUCGAAGGAGGAGGCAUUCUGGUUCCUAACAGAAAGGGUUGAGAAGAGGACUUUAGGGUGGAGGGAUAAAACCCUAAGUGUAGCCGGCAAAGAAACACUAAUCAAAGCAGUCCUGCAAUCGAUCCCUAACUACUUAUGUCACGUUUUGAGCUCUCAAAGCACCUAUGCCAUGCAAUGCAUAAAGCUAUGGAUAGGUUUUGGUGGGGAGACAAGGAGAAUGAGAAGAAGAUACAUUGAAUGGCUUGGGAGAAGCUCUGUGUUCAUAAGUGAGAAGGCGAGUAUACUAAUGGGUAGAGAAGCGCUUGAGAAGGGAUUGAGGUACCAGAUUGGGGAUGAGAGUGAGGUGUCGGUGUGGGAUGAUCCCUGGUUCUCUCUUUCGUAUAAUUUCAAACCUUACUCACUUCCAAUGGUAGGGAUAGAGGACUUCAAGAUGGGCGAUUUGAUUGAUGCGGAGGAGAAAGAAUGGAUUUUACCUCUGCUGCAUGAAUUAUUCUCGGUUGAAGAGCACUAUGAGAAGAGAAGUGUAUACAGGGUUAAGAGUGGAUAUCACCUGGCACAGUCCACUGCUAAUCUAUCCUCACAAGCUUCUUCAUCAAACAGAGUAAGGAAGUUAGUAGGGAAGUUUUGGCACAAGGUGUGGAAGACUCGGGUACCCCCGAAGGUGCGAACCUUUGUAUGGAGACUCUGCAAAGAUGUCCUCCCUACUCGGGUUGCUCGAAUUCAAAGAAUUAAAAUAGCUAAUCUGGAGUGUGCAUUCUGCCAUAAUGGUGUGGAGAUGGCGCUGCAUCUCUUCAAGGACUGCCCUGUCAUGAGAUGCUUCUGGCUGCAUAGUCCUCUACAAUGGGUAGCACAGAAUUUCAAGCAGCAGACUUCGGGAAUUGGAUUGAUGCAGUUUUGGACAUGUUAG